UAAUCAGGCAAAGAAAGACAGCUUCGGGGUCCUUGCGGCCGCUGUGACGUCGUCGAGUCUCUGUCGGUCCACGGUGGGGAAAACGUGGAUGAUCUUAGUUUUUGAAGUGCGGUGUUCCCAUCAAAAUAUUUUCGGUAAGCUUCGUUUUUACUGACUUGGAGAUCACUGAGCUACACUGAGACCGACCUACAUAUACUGACUUGUCUAGUUGAAUAAAAAUGGAGUACAUGCAAGCUCCUGCCACUAGCAGCCAGGGGAAUAUCUUGUGCUGUACCUGUGGUGUGCCUAUACCCCCUAAUCCAGCCAACAUGUGUGUAGCCUGCCUGCGUACUCAAGUAGACAUUUCAGAGGGAAUCCCCAAGCAAGUCACAGUCCACUUCUGCAAACAGUGUGAAAGGUACUUGCAGCCUCCAGCCACCUGGGUGCAGUGUGCCCUGGAGUCCAGGGAGCUGCUGGCACUGUGCCUGAAAAAGCUUAAGAGCUCUAUGACCAAAGUUCGGCUAAUUGACGCUGGAUUCUUGUGGACAGAACCACACUCCAAAAGGAUUAAGAUGAAACUGACUAUCCAGAAAGAGGUGUUGAACGGUGCUAUAUUGCAGCAGGUGUUUGUGGUGGAGUUUGUCAUCCAGUCCCAGAUGUGUGAUGACUGUCAUCGUGUCGAAGCUAAGGACUUCUGGAAGGCUGUGGUGCAAGUUAGGCAAAAGACGGUUCAUAAAAAGACUUUCUACUAUCUGGAGCAACUCAUCCUUAAGCACAAACUCCACCAGAAUGCCCUCAACAUCAAAGAAAUUCACGAGGGGAUCGAUUUCUACUACGGCUCCAAGCAGCAUGCAGAAAAGAUGGUCAACUUCCUCCAGUGCACCGUGCCCUGCAGGUCAAAGGCGUCGCAGCGCCUCAUCUCCCAUGACAUCCAUUCAAACACGUACAACUAUAAAAGCACCUUCUCCGUGGAGAUCGUACCUGUCUGCAAGGACAAUGUGGUGUGUCUUUCACCACGUCUGGCACAGAGCCUGGGGAACAUGGGUCAAGUGUGUGUGUGCAUCCGCGUCACCAGCACCAUCCACCUCAUCGAUCCAAACACCCUGCAGAUUGCUGAGGUGGAUGGGAACACCUACUGGCGUAACCCCUUUAACAGUCUCUGUAACCCACGGCAACUGGAGGAGUUUAUCGUUAUGGACAUUGACAUCAUCAGAGACCAGAAACUGGGUGCUGGGGCUGGCUUGAGGUCCAAUAAGCACACACUGGCUGAGGUGUGGGUUCAGAAAACAUCAGAGAUGGACACCAGUCAGCAGUAUCACUGCCGCACAUUCCUGGGCCACCUGCUGAACAUCGGCGACUUGGUGCUGGGGUUUGACUUUGCCAAUUCCAACAUCAAUGACGAGAACCUGAAUAAGAUGAAUCCACACCAUGUUCCUGAUGUGGUGCUGAUCAAGAAGAGCUAUGACCGCAACAGGAGGGUGAAACGUAGGAAUUGGAAGCUGCAAGAAAUGUCCAGAGACCGUGACGCCAUGCACUCGGAUGAUGAGAGACAAUACCAGGACUUCCUGGAGGACCUGGAGGAAGAUGAAGCUCUGAGGAAGAAUGUCAACAUCUACAGAGAUGCAUCAAAGAUUCCCGUGGAGAGCGACACUGACGAUGACGGCGUGCCAUGCAUCUCCCUGGCAGAGAUGUUGGAGGACCUCAGCCUAUCGGACGCCACAGGAGGAGAGGGUGCUGACAUGAUGACAGAGUAGCUACUGACAACAGGGAUAGUACAGAGCCACUUACUGGAACUGACAGCAGGUUGAGGACUAAACCAAAAUAUAUUUAAUGCAGACCCACAACUCAUGUAACUGAUGUAACGAUGGAUCACAGUAAAAACAGUGGGUUAGAAAAGUGUCAGUCACACAACUCUCCCACUACGAAACCUGACUUUCAGUUGUUUCCACAUCAUCUGCAUCCACAAAUGAAAAUGAAAUGACAAUUAAUCACUAUAUCAAAAUAAAUAUUUCUCAUAAUGCUGAA
Molecule: messenger RNA, 2004 nt
Organism: Betta splendens (Siamese fighting fish)
Lineage: Eukaryota; Metazoa; Chordata; Actinopteri; Anabantiformes; Osphronemidae
Gene: nmd3
Product: NMD3 ribosome export adaptor
Exons: 16
Coding region: 219-1733 (504 amino acids)
Biological process (GO): ribosomal large subunit export from nucleus
Cellular component (GO): cytoplasm; nucleus
Molecular function (GO): ribosomal large subunit binding
Source: RefSeq, a predicted model, not a curated record